CGGAACUACAGCUUCCGCCCUUGCGCAGAACGCUCUUCAAGGCUCCCUAGCUCUACGGGUUGGCGCGAGAGUCAAAAGGCAUCGUCCGCCUUGGGGAAGAUGGCCGUCGCGGAGGCGUCGUUUUGAGGGAACUUCGCGCGGGGAAUGCGGCCGCUAGACUGAGUCCGUGGCGAAGGUGCCAGCGUCCCUUCCGUCGUUUGUGAGCUCACUCAUGCGAGCGGUCUCACAAUAAUCUGCGUAGUUGUCAGUGAGCAGUAACUGGCGGCAGCAGUGUUUGAGGCCUGGCUGUUUGCUUGGACCAAGUGCUUGCAACGGCAAGGCUCUCUGUUGUAUUCAGGACUUCCCAGAAGUGUCCAAGCUUUCAGGGCAGGUCUUCAUUCUGUACCAGUCCUUCCCCUAGGAUGGAACAUGGCGUAAAGUCUGAAUCAUCACGAGCAUUUACAUGUGAUUGAAGCCUGGACAGCUCGGAAAAUAAUUCUCAAGGUAUGGAUGAGAAAGGUGACCAGAGCAAUGAGGAAGCCCCCAAGGUCAUCAAACCCACCAGUAAAGAGUUUAGGAAAACGUGGGGGUUUCGAAGGACCACCAUUGCUAAACGAGAGGGCACUGGGGACGCGGAGUUAGACUCUGUGGAUCAGCAGCCCCAGCAGCAGCAGAGCCUUUCCUUGCGACGCAGUGGGAGGCAGCCGAAGCGGACUGAGAGGGUGGAGGAGUUUCUCACGACGGUCCGGCGUAGAGGGAGGAAGACUGUGCCUGUCUCCCCUGAGGACCCCAGUGAGCCAACCUCCUGCCCAGUCACAGAUGUCGAAACUGCUUCUGAGGGGAGCGUCGAGAGCACCUCUGACAGUAAAAGUGGGCCCAAGGUUGGCCCCGCUGGCAGUAAGGGACUACCAGCCUCAUCUGCAAAGGCCAAAGGAGGUGAUGGUGAGGACGACACCUCCGAUAGUGACAGUGAUGGGUUGACCUUGAAAGAACUUCAGAAUCGCCUGCGAAGAAAGCGAGAGCAAGAGCCAGCUGAUCGGCCCCUGAAAGGUGUCCAGAGUCGCCUGAAGAAGAAGCGUCGGGAGGAGGACCUGACAGAAACUGUGGACAUGGAGGUGGCCGAUGCUGUGGAGAGCUCAUCUCCCAGCCAGCAAGAGCCCGCAGCUGAGCAGGCAGCGAGCGAUGACAGAGAGAGGAAGUCAGAAGGGCGGGCGGCCCAGGGGGUCAAAGAGGAGGACCCUGGAGGCUCGGUCAAGCACAAGCCUGAGUGUGAGGUGUAUGACCCCAACGCUCUGUAUUGCAUAUGUCGUCAGCCUCACAACAACAGGUUUAUGAUUUGUUGUGACCGAUGUGAAGAAUGGUUUCAUGGCGAUUGUGUGGGCAUUUCUGAGGCUCGAGGGCGGCUCCUGGAGAGGAACGGGGAGGAUUAUAUCUGCCCCAACUGCACCAUCCUGCAGGUGCAGGACGAGCCUAACUCAGAAACCACUGACCAGCAGGAAGCGAGACUGCGACCUGCAGACGCCGACGGCACAGAGUGUACAAGUAUCGGGACCAUAGAGCAGAAAUCCAGCGAAGACCAAGGGAUAAAGGGGAGAAUUGAGAAGGCUGCGAACCCGAGUGGCAAGAAAAAACUGAAAAUAUUCCAGCCUAUUGCAGAGGCUCCUGCUGCUGCAAAGUGUAUUGGGCCGGGGUGCUUGAGUGUGGCGCAGCCCGACUCUGUCUACUGCAGCAGUGACUGCAUUCUGAAACACGCUGCCGCCACCAUGAAGUUCCUGAGUGCGGGGAAGGAACCCAAACCCAAACCCAAAGAAAAGAUCAAGACCAAACCAGAAAAGCUCAUUCUUCCCAAAUGUAGUGUUCAGGCAGGCAUUAAAGUCUCUUCUGUGCACAAGAGACCUGCUCCAGACAAGAGAGAGAACACUGUGAAGAAGGCAGUGGUGGCCCCUGCUCGGAGUGAGGUCCUUGUGAAGGAAACAACUUGCGAGAGCAGCACGCCGUCCUGGGCAAGCGACCACAAUUACAAUGCAGUAAAGCCAGAACAGACUGCUGCCCUGUGGCCGUCACUGUUGUAUAAAUCCAUGAAGGAGGACCAGGAAGUGGAGAACACAGUGGCUGCAGUGCCGAAGAAAGCGGCUGCUCUGGGCCCCGCCGUGGGCAGCAGACAGCCUUCAGCCCGGAAUCUCCUUCCAAAGAAAUCACCUCCUUUCUCAAAUGUGGCUAAACAGGCCAUCAAGAAGUUGCCCUCAGGCUUCAAGGGCACCAUACCCAAGAGGCCAUGGCCUUCAGCUGCUCCCUCGGGCAGUGGUCCCGCCACUAAGCAGGCAGGGCUGGUGCCUGGUACCACCACAUCUGCUUCCAAAAAGCUGCCAGGCUCUACUGCCUCAGUGGGAACCACCAGGAAGCCCAUGGUGACCUCUGUCCCCUUGGCCUCUCCAGCCUCGGGACGCCUGGGAACUUCAGGCACCGCCCCAUCACAGCCAAAUUCACAGAUUCGGCAAAAUAUAAGGCGCUCCUUGAAGGAGAUUUUGUGGAAAAGAGCCAGUGACAGCGAUGACCUCAUGAUGACAGAGAAUGAGGUCGGGAAGGUUGCUCUCCACAUCGAGAAAGAGAUGUUCAACCUGUUCCAUGUCACUGACAAUCGCUACAAGAGCAAAUACCGCAGCAUCAUGUUCAACCUCAAGGACCCCAAGAACCAGGGUCUCUUCCAUCGUGUUCUGCGUGAAGAAAUCUCUUUGGCCAAACUUGUAAGAAUGAAGCCAGAAGAACUUGUGUCUAAAGAGCUUUCCACAUGGAAAGAGAGGCCGACAAAACCUAUGAUGGAGUCCAGAGUGAGACUGCAUCAGGAAAGUAAAAAGACUGCCGUCAGGCAGGAGGCCAUUCCGGACAUGGAAGACUCACCCCCCGUGUCAGACUCGGAUGAGCAGGAAUCGGUACGCGCUGUCCCUGAGAAAAGUGCUGUGCCCCCUCUGGAUGUCUUCAGCAGCAUGUUGAAGGACACAACUGGCCAGCACCGUGCCCACCUCUUUGAUCUGAACUGCAAGAUUUGUACAGGUCAGGUUCCAUCAUCAGAAGAUGAACCAGCUCCGAAAAGACAAAAAUUGUCAGCUCUUGCUAAGAAAGAAGAGUCAAAGUCCAAGUCUGACAGCUCUGCCUCUGAGCCAGUUCUUAGCCCAGCGGAUGAGGUGGUGCCAGAAACUCCACCCGAAAACACCUCUGAGCCAGACCCAGAGAGCGUGUCCCAGACUCCCUGGGAGAGGAAGUACUUUCCCGGGGCUCCAGGAGAUGGCCACAUUGAGCCCUCCGCCCUGGAAGGUCCUUCCUGCCCAGCCUCCUGUGGGGGCCCGGUGCUCACCACUGUCACCAUGUCUGGCCGAGACCCCAGGACCGCACAGAGCGUGGCAAGCACAGUCAUGACCCCCGCAGCAGCCGUCCCAGACAGCACCCUACUGGUGGAGCCACAACAAGACAACCUAAAGCCUGCUGUGACCCCUGUGCUAGUGCCCAAGUCCAUACUAGCCAAGCCAUCCUCAUCUCCUGAGCCCAGAUACUUGCUGUCAGUCCCACCAUCCCCAAGUAUCAGCACUGCAGAAUCUCGGUCCCCUCCGGAAGGAGAUACAACCCUCUUUCUGUCUCGAGUCAGCACCAUUUGGAAAGGAUUUAUUAACAUGCAGAGUGUAGCAAAGUUUGUCACUAAGGCUUACCCCGUCUCUGGAUGUUUUGAUUACCUCAGUGAGGACCUGCCUGACACGAUUCAUAUCGGUGGACGGAUCGCGCCAAGGACGGUGUGGGAUUAUAUCGGCAAACUCAAAUCCUCUGUGUCCAAGGAGCUGUGCCUGAUCCGCUUCCAUCCCGCCACAGAGGAGGAGGAGGUGGCCUAUAUCUCUCUCUACUCCUAUUUUAGCAGCCGCGGCCGCUUUGGUGUCGUCGCUAACAACAGCAGGCACAUCAAGGACCUCUACCUGAUCCCGCUGAGUGCUGAGGACCCUGUUCCGUCCAAGCUCUUGCCCUUUGAGGGACCAGGUCUCGAGUCACCGCGUCCAAACAUAAUCCUUGGGCUAGUCAUCUGUCAAAAAAUAAAGCGUCCUUCAAAUGCUGGAGAAUUAGACAAGAUAGAGGAGAAGCGGACCCGGCUGCAGGCACCAGAGGAAAUGGAUGUGCUGCCUUAUCCCAAAGUGCCUCAGGCCUCGCAGGCUGAGAAGAGACUCCCCAAGUAUCAGCUCAGUUCUGGGGACACGGCCGUCAGCACCACACCGCCGGGGUCUCCUCCACCCCCACCCCCUCUGCCAGAACCACCAGCUUCAUCAUCAGUGCUAAAGAUACUGUCAUCACUCAAGCCUGGAGCCACCAGCACCUUCACGGCACCAACAGCACCAACAGCAGUCACUUCCUCCUCUGCCUCGAAGUCAGCUUCGCCACUGGAGCACAUCCUGCAGACGCUGUUUGGAAAGAAGAGGUCCUUUGACCCCCCAGCCGUGGAGCCCGUGGAGCCUGCCUCUGCCUCUCCCUCUCCCUCUCCCUCUGCCUCUGCCUCUGCCUCUGCCUCCUGCCCAGACACCAAGGCUGAGGGCAGGCUGCCGGCAGCGCCUCUGCUGGAUCCUAUUGUCCAGCAGUUUGGUCAGCUCUCCAAAGAGAAAGUUCUGGAGGAAGAGGAAGACGACAGACCCUAUGACCCUGAAGAAGAGUAUGGUCCUGACAGGGCCUUCGAGACACAGCUCGCGGGCCGAGGAAAGCGGCAUGAUGUGGAAAAGGCCUCUGAGACCAACGAGCGGGAGGAGGUGGCCUAUGACCCAGAAGACGAGACGAUCUUAGAAGAAGCCAAAGUGACCAUCGACGACCUGCCCAAUAGGAUGUGUGCAGAUGUUAAAGGGAGUUCCAUGGAGAGGCCGGCCGGGUUUGCUGCCGACAUCUCUGUUCCCUCUCUGGCUGAGCAGCAGAAGAUGAUAGAGGAGCUCAACAAGCAGAUCGAGGAGCAGAAGAGACAAGUGCAGGAGCAGGAAGAGGCUCUCAGGCAGCAGCGGGCUGCCGUGGGGGUCUCCAUGGCACACUUCUCGGUGUCCGACGCGCUGAUGUCGCCACCUCCAAAGUCUUCACUGCCCAAGACCGAGCUGUUCCCGCAAGAGCAGCAAGCUGCCAACAGGCCAGCCAUGCCCCCCCCCAGUCAGGGGCCAGGCCCUGGCUCUGACCCACGACAGAGUCGGGACCCCCGGCAGGCCCGGCGGCUAGCCGCGGAGAGUGGUGAGAGCGAGAGCUUCUCCAGGGCCCCGGCCAGCAGCGCACAGGGGGCCCUGCCCACCAGAGAAGCACCUAGUGGGGCUGCUACUAGUCAGGGGCCUGCACCCGCCCUGGAGGAAAAGGAGUCGACCCCUCCACCCUGGGCUCCCAGUGAGAAGGCCACCCUGCCAGCCAAGCAGGAUGGCCCCACUAGUGAGCCCUCAGAGAGCCAGUGCCCACUGCCUACUGACAGCGGCCCUCCCCUGGUAGGUGGCCCUGGCCAGGCCCGGCCCACCCGAAAGGUGCUGCUGCCCACACCACCCAGCACUGCCUUUCCGCCCAACUUCCCUGUGCCGGGCGAAGGGCAGAAUUUCAGUGCUCCCGCAGGAAGGGACCCUUUUUCAAGCCCAGCGUUUGCAUCUCAGGACAAAUCCUUCGGCUCAUCCCCAUACGAUGAUCCGAGAAAUGCCCUGUUUGCUGAAAAAAGUGACCGUUCGGCUGUUGAAACUGAAGAGAGCAGAGACCCACAGUGCAGAGCUGGCGAGGGGGCCACCCUGUUCCCCCCACCUGGACAGAAAGGGCCCCCUCUUCCCCCAUUCCAGGGCCAGCGUGAGCCCACACCCCGCUCUUUCGGAACAUCAGGACUUCAUGGCCCCAGUUUCCCAGGACCACGGGGGCCAGCACCUCCAUUUUCAGAAGACUGUAUCAUUUCUAACAGUGAUGGGCCAAGAGGGCCUCCACCGGCCAGAUUCGGGGCCCAGAAGGGGCCCAUCCCUUCUUUAUUCUCAGGGCCACAUGGGCCACCUCCCUACGGGGACAGCAGGGGCCCCUCACCCUCUCACCCUGGUGGGCCCAGAGGAGCAGCACAACCUCAGUUUGAAGAACGCAAGGAUCCGCAUGGGGAAAAGAGGGAAUUCCAGGACACCCCACACAAUGACAUGGGUGGGCCUCCUGCCCAGUUUGAAGGGCCGGAACAAGGCCCAUCGAUGGGAAGCAGAGGCGCAGGCCCCUUCCAGUUUGGAGGCCCGCGGAGGCCUCUGCUGGCCCCAUUUAAAGGGCCCCGGGGAGGCCCUCCUCCCUCUCAGUUUGGGGGUCAGAGAGGACCACCCCCUGGCCAUUUUGUGGGCCCAAGAGGGCCGCAUCCUAGUCAGUUUGAAACCACCCGGGGUCCCCAUCCCAAUCAGUUUGAUGGGCCGAGAGGCCAGGCACCAAAUUUCAUGCCAGGACCCAGGGGAAUUCAGCCUCAGCAGUUUGAAGAGCAAAGAGUGAACUCACCACCCAGAUUUUCGAAUCAGAGGGCCCCAACACCCCUUCAGUUUGGUGGGCCAAGGGGGUCUGUGCCUUUUCCUGACAAAAGUGAGCCCCCCCCUCCCCGGUUCCACUUCCAGGGCCAGGCGCCUCAGGUGAUGAAGCCGGUGCCCAGGCCCUUGCUGGAGCUGCCUAGCCACCCACCCCAGCACCGCAAGGACCGGUGGGACGAGGCCAGCCCAGCACCCAACCUGCCUUCUGGGGCUCCUGGACCAGCCCCUGAGGCUGAGGCGCAGUGGGCCCCAUCCAAAGGCCCAGAGUACAGAAACCAGACAUGUCCCAAAGAGAAGCCGCUGGAUGAGCCUGAGGCCCAGCCCGAGAGCCGGCAGGGCCGCACCUUCGAGGACCGCAGGCGAGAGCGGGAACAUGGGAAGCCCUGGGAGCGAGAGCGCAGCAGGAACUGGAGCCGGGAGCGGGACUGGGACCGGGGCCGGGAGUGGGACAGACACCGAGAGAAGGAUUCCUGCCGAGAGCGUAAUGCAAACAGGGACCGAGAGCGGGAGUGGGACCGGAACCGGGAGCGGAGCCGGAACAGGGACAGGGACAGGGACCGGAGGCGGGACCGUGACAGGUCUCGCAGUAGAGACCGGGACCGUGACAAGGCUCGGGAGCGAGAGCGAGGCCGAGACCGCAAGGACCGCAGCAAAAGCAAGGAGAGCACUCGGGACCCAAAGUCCGAGGCCCCAGCCCCGAGGGCCACCGACCCCGCUGCCCAUACCUAGGCCUGAUCUCAGUUUGGCACCUUCCUUUUAAAAGCCAAGUUCAUAAAAUGUAUUGAACAAAUCGUUUUUGAAAUAGCUAUGAACUUAGAUGAAGAAUAGAAUAUUCUGGACUUCAAAAAUUACUGUAAUUUUGUGUAUAAUGGUUUCUUACAAAAUUUCACAUCUUUACAAUUCUGAUGCUUUUUUUAAGAAAACUAAGAACUCAAUAUUUCCAUUUAGAAUUACUGAAAUGGGAAAGUCUACAAAAGCAUAUUGCUUUUUCAGAUUAUAAAGUUAUCUUUUCCAAUAACUUGACUAUGGUAAAUUUUAAGGGGAUUUCUGUGGACCUUAGAGCCAUACCCUUGCUGACAUCUCAUCUGUAUUUCUAGGUUUCCCGGCUCUCCCAGGGUGGUGUGCUGUCACAGGUGAUGCCCGGAGUGCACACUGGAGCCCUGGAACCAGCCCUCUGGAGUUGAGAAACAUAAAACUUGCUAAUGUGUUUUCCUGUUUUCCCAGAGAAAUUUGAAUUACAAACCUGAACCAGGAAACAACACGUUUUUUAGUUUUGCUCAAAUUUUUUAAUAUAUCACCUUAUACUUUUUUCCCCCGAAAACAUGAUUAAAAGCGACAUCUGUCUGAGUACAAAUUGUUGCAUUUUAAAUAACAAUUUAUUGAAAAAGGUUUCAAUUUUUACCAGCCCAAAGGUAAGAAAAUAAACCAAUUAAGUGUACUUUAAAAGGGGGAGGGUUUCUUUGAUUUCAAUAAUCAGGAACAUUUUUUUUGUUGAACUUCACCUUCUGCACAGUUCUUCUUACAUCCCAGGAAAAGUGCACUCACUCUAAACCGUUUUAUUUGUCAGGGGGUAAAUUUUAAAGUUUGUCUUUGAAAACGGAACAAUAUUUGUAUAAAGUCUGAGGACAAUAGUGAUAUUAGUUCAGGAACUACGAACUAGAAAGCUUUCACUGUGAGACACAGCACACUGCUUCUCGCCAUGUAUUUUUCAAGUUCUGAAGUGUGAGAGAAAACCUUGCUAAUUUAUUUGACUGUACAAAUACACUUUGAUAAUUUUUUUAUAUUUUCAUAAACUUACUUUUGCAAAUGUAAAAUUAGAGCGUCUCCUUUGUUCUUUGGAGUCUGUUGUUCAGUGUGCAUUGCUGCGGACUUCUCGCCCACGCGGCCAAGCUGGGAGCCGUCGAGGACCAGUGGUCUGGGAGGACUGGUGCAAUAAACCAGUGUCUGUAGGUUGAGUUCCAUUAAAGUGGUGUCGAGUUCCAACAUCCAGUAUGAUGUGAAGGCUUUUUACAUAUAAAACAAGUUUUUCUAAUUUAAAUACACAAAUGUAAAAAUCAAGUGUGUUUCUUUAGGUUUACUUGAUAGAAUUUUCUGUAAAUUGUAUUUUAUAUUGCAAAGUAUCAUAUCACUGUCCAUUAAAACAUGGAACUUUGUAGGUUUUGUUACUUGAAGUAGAAUAAACAUCUACAGAGGCUUUCUGGC
Messenger RNA from Miniopterus natalensis, 8693 nucleotides. The record is from RefSeq and is a predicted model, not a curated record. NCBI's taxonomy places the organism in Eukaryota, Metazoa, Chordata, Mammalia, Chiroptera, Miniopteridae.